Molecule: messenger RNA, 675 nt
Organism: Paramuricea clavata
Lineage: Eukaryota; Metazoa; Cnidaria; Anthozoa; Malacalcyonacea; Plexauridae
Source: the annotation of a GenBank genome assembly
AUGGCUUUAGUUAAAUGUCAACAUACGUGGUUGAAAGGGUUGGAUAAUGGUGUGAAAUAUGUGAGAGUACUAUCAUUUGACUUUAGCAAGGCUUUUGACAGCGUUCCACACGACAUACUAUUUGGAAAAGUUAAGAAAUUGCCUUUUAACCCGUACAUCAUAAAUUGGAUGAUAGAUUUCUUAAAAGAUCGCAAACAGAGAGUAACAGUUGAUGGCAUCACAACCGAGUUCUUGAAAAUUAAUCGUGGCGUGCCUCAGGGGACUGUUCUAGGCCCGAUACUAUUUUCAAUAAUGGUAAAUGACAUUAAACCAGUCAAUCCAAUCAAUGAACUCUGUAAAUUCGCUGAUGAUAUAACAAUAGAAGCCCCGGGCUAUGAUGAGGAUGAUACAGGUGCUGAAGAGGUAGAAAAUAUGAAAUUAUGGUCGGAUGAAAAUCGAAUGGUGCUGAAUAUGAAUAAAACAUACGAAAUGAUUGUUCGUGGGAGAACAUCUAUACCUCUACCCAGUUGCAUUCCGUCCAUCAAACGGAAAACAUGGCUCAAGAUACUUGGAAUUACCCUUGAGGAAAUACCGGAAAAUUGGGACAUACAUUCGAAGAGAUGCUUAAAAAAGCGAGUGGUCGAAUGUACAUUUUACGGGUGUGUAAAUAUUAUGGUUUUACAACAAAGCAGUUAG